This is a messenger RNA of Tachysurus vachellii, 1333 nucleotides long. RefSeq lists its product as uncharacterized. Gene Ontology annotation, biological process: vesicle-mediated transport; protein secretion. The transcript has 7 exons. Bases 112 to 711 code for a protein of 199 amino acids. The record is from RefSeq and is a predicted model, not a curated record. Gene Ontology annotation, cellular component: Golgi membrane. Lineage: Eukaryota; Metazoa; Chordata; Actinopteri; Siluriformes; Bagridae.
GAGCCAUUUAGGAUUCAGCCAUCUUCCUAUCGAAGCUCAGGGGUCCUUCUGGCAGAUUGUUAGCUACCUUUGUUUACAUACACGUCACCAGGAAGUGGAACAAACUUCGAAAUGUUAAGACAGGAUUCUCAGGGUGAUGUUCCACUUUUUGACGAGGAUGAGAACGUACACUACAGAAGCAAGUCCAAAAUCCAACAUCCUUUGGCCACUUUCUUCCACCUUUUCUUCCGUGUAAGUGCUAUCUUGGUCUAUCUGUUGUGUGAACUCAUCAGCAGUAGCUUCAUUGCCUGCAUGGUCACCAUCAUUCUCCUGCUGUCAUGUGACUUUUGGACCGUAAAGAAUGUGACCGGGCGUCUGCUGGUGGGCCUGAGGUGGUGGAAUCAAGUGGAUGAGAAUGGGAAGAGCCACUGGGUGUUCGAGUCUCGAAAGGAAACCAGCAGAAAAAUUGUCUCGAGUUCAGAAUCAAGGAUUUUCUGGCUUGGCCUUGUUGUGUGUCCUAUCUUAUGGGUGUUCUUUGUGUUUUCUUCUCUAUUUUCCUUUAAGAUAAAGUGGCUGGCGGUGGUGAUUAUGGGAGUUGUGUUACAGUGGGCUAACCUCUAUGGGUAUGUCAAGUGCAAAGUCGGGGCUGGAACCAAUCUGAAAAGCAUGGCAACCAACUAUCUUGGCCUCCAGCUUUUUAAGCAGGCAAUGAACAAAUCACAAAGCCCCUAAUGUACCUUCAAGGAUUUGACACCGUUGGCGCUGCUUAAUGUUCUAAUUUAUUUUCUUGUACUGACAUUCAGUGGGAAUCUCUGUUCUUGCAAAAAAUAUUUUUUUCUGACUUAGUGCAUCUGGGCCUUUGUUUUUAUUUUUAAACACUUUACGAUGUUUCCGUUCCGAAUACAGCUCACAUUGUAAAAUAUAAAAAAUGCAAUAUGUCAUCAAUAUGUGUCAAGUUCUUAAUAGAAUGAAUUGUUGUAUAUUGUGAGAGGGAUGAUUCUAGUUCACUUAAUAAUUCCAUUAAUGAUGAUACUUUUCAAUUACAAUGACAAUAGCCAUGAUAAUUGCAAAUAAAUUUCUGAAAUGUGGUUGAAAAUAGCAGACAAGAAAAGCACGAUUAAAUGAAUUAUGUGCAGUCAAUUUUUUUUUAUUUAUGUUAUGAUGAUGAAAUUUAACAAGUUCAAUGACUGGGGAAAAUUCCCAGCAUGUGGCAGAUUUUCUUAUCCAGAAUGACCUAUAUUUAGCACAUUUACUGUAUAUAACUGAGGACUUCUACUCCGUUCGACUGCACCCUGAACGUGACUCUGCCAUCUGGUGUUGCUGCUUUUCAAUAAACAUUGAUCAGAUUGCCAAA